AUGAGUGAAAAAGACACCGCAAAUACAAAAGAAAAGCAGAACAAAUACGAUGAAUUGAUAAUAGCGCAACAAGAGAACAUAAAAAAGCUUGAGAAGGAAAUAUCAAUGCUGAAAAAGAAUAUCGAAAAAUAUUCAGCAACUUUAAGCAAAAAUAAAAAGCGCAACGACGAAGUGGGAAACAGCAUCGAGAAAAUUUUCGAAGGCGAGAAAGGAAAAUUCCGGGAAACGCUAGAAAAAUUCUCAGAAAUUCUAUUCGACGUCGGCAAGUAUAAAGAGAAGCACGUUUGUAUGAUUUAUGAUAAGGUUACCGGGGAAUUAUCGCUGUCGCCUUGUCGUUGCAAGCAAGCUACUUUUAUUAUUAUUAUUAUUAUUAUUAUUAUUAUUAUUAUUAUUAUUAUUAAAUUGAAACCACAUUGCAGCCAGAAGCUGAAUUGCGUGGAUUACAUUUUUAAUAUCGACUUUGCUUUAAAGUCGCAAAAAGAUGAAAUGCGAAAAGAGAAGCAUCUCAAAAAGAUAAAAGAGACAGAGCCUUUGGACAAACAGAAGUUUUCAAAAGCACAGUCCACGCUUCUCGCGUCCGUCGUCGAAACGGAAAAGGCAUUUCAUAGUUUAAAAGAGGAAUUGGAAUAA
Molecule: messenger RNA, 630 nt
Organism: Paramuricea clavata
Lineage: Eukaryota; Metazoa; Cnidaria; Anthozoa; Malacalcyonacea; Plexauridae
Source: the annotation of a GenBank genome assembly